CGGAGGAUCUAUUGGACUUACUGUAUCAACUGGUCUUAAUUCUGAAGGAAGUUACUUGGAUUCACUACAACACAUCUUUCACCAGAAAUCAAGCAUUCAAAGGAAUAAUCCAGGAAUCAGGAUAUCACAGAAUAUUACAUCUGAGUGCAUGUUCAGCUUUGACCAACUGCACAGGGAGAUUGGACACUCAAACUAGUCAAAAUGUGGCAAGCAACUACUGUAGUCAUGAUGAUUCUUGCAACCCAUUUAACUACAACUACUUCAACCACAACUGAACCAACAACAACAAUUGAAGCAACUACUUCAAUCACAAGUGAGCCAACAACUACAAUGGAGGCAACAACUUUAACCACAAAUGAACCAACAACAGCCACUAUCGAACAAACGGCCACAACUGAGGCAACAACAACCACAAUUGAGGCAACAACUUCAACAACAAUCGAACCGACAACCACAACUGAGGCAAUGACAACCACAAUUGAGGCAACAACCUCAAACAUAAAUGAACCGACAACAACCACAAUCGAACCAACAACCACAAAUGAAGCAACAACAACGUCAAUUGAGGUAACAACUUCAACAACAGAUGAACCAACAACCAUAACUGAGGCAACCACUUCAACUACAAUCGGACCAACCACAACUGAGGCAACAACAACCAUAAUGGAGGCAACAACUUCAACCACAAAUGAACCAGCAACAACCACUAUUGAACCAACAACCACAACUGAGGCAACAAUUUCAACCACAAUCGAACCAACAACCACAACUGAACCAACAACAACCACAGUUGAGGCAACAACUUCAUCUACAGGCGACCCAACUACAACCACAAUCGAACCAACAACCACAACUCCGGCUACAACAACCACAAUUGAGGCAACAACUUCAACCACAAUCGAACCAACAACCACAGCUGAACCAACAACAACCACGAUUGAGGCAACAACUUCAACCACAGACGUGCCAACAACAACCACUAUUGAACCAACAACCACAGCUGAGGCAACAACAACCACAAUUGAGGCAACAACUUCAACCACAACAGAACCAACAACAACCACUAUCAAACCAACAACCACAAUAGAUGCAACAACUUCAACCACAAUCGAACCAACAACCACAACUGAACCAACAACAACCACGAUUGACGCAACGACUUCAACCACAGACGACCCAACAACAACCACAAUCGAACCAACCACCACAACUGCGGCAAUAACAACCACGAUUGAACCAACAACAACCACAGUUGAGGCAACAACUUCAACCACAAUUGAACCAACAACCACAGCUGAGGCAACAACAACCACAAAUGAACCAACAACAACCACUAUCGAACCAACAACCACAACAGAGGCAACAACUUCAAUCACAAUCGAGCCAACAACCACAAGUGAACCAACAACAACCACUAUUGAACCAACAACCACAAUUGAGGCAACAACUUCAACCACAAUCGAACCAACAACCACAGCCGAGGAAACAACCACAGCUGAACCAACAACAACCACGAUUGAGGCAACAACUUCAACCACAAAUGAACCAACAACAACCACUAUUGAACCAACAACUGCAAUAGAGGCAACAACUUCAACCACAAUCGAACCAACAACCACAGCUGAACCAACAACAACCACGAUUGAGGCAACAACUUCAACCACAGACGUGCCAAAAACAACCACUAUUGAACCAACAACCACAGCUGAGGCAACAACAACCACAAUUGAGGCAACAACUUCAACCACAACAGAACCAACAACAACCACUAUUGAACCAACAACCACAGCUGAGGCAACAACAACCACAAUUGAGGCAACAACUUCAACCACAACAGAACCAACAACAACCACUAUCGAACCAACAACCACAAUAGAGGCAACAACUUCAACCACAAUCGAACCAACAACCACAACUGAACCAACAACAACCACGAUUGAUGCAACGACUUCAACCACAGACGACCCAACAACAACCACAAUCGAACCAACAACCACAACUGCGGCAAUAACAACCACGAUUGAACCAACAACAACCAUAGUUGAGGCAACAACUUCAACCACAAUUGAACCAACAACCACAGCUGAGGCAACAACAACCACAAAUGAACCAACAACAACCACUAUCGAACCAACAACCACAACAGAGGCAACAACUUCAAUCACAAUUGAGCCAACAACCACAAGUGAACCAACAACAACCACUAUUGAACCAACAACCACAAUUGAGGCAACAACUUCAACCACAAUUGAACCAACAACCACAGCUGAGGCAACAACAACCACAGUUAAGGCAACAACUUCAACCACAAUCGAACCAAAAACCACAACUGAUGCUAUGACAACCUCAAUUGAGGCAACAACUUCAACCACAGCUGAACCAACAACAACCACUAUCGAACCAACAACCACAAUGGAGGCAACAACAACCACGAUUGAGGCAACAAGUUCAACCACAAAUGAACCAACAACAACCACAAUUGAACCAACAACCACAACUGAGGCAACAACAACUACAAUUGAGGCAACUACUUCAACCACAACGGAACCAACAACAACCACUAUCGAACCAACAACCACAAUUGAGGCAACUACAUCAACCACAACAGAACCAACAACAACCACUAUCGAACCAACAACCACAACUGAACCAACAACAACCACGAUUGAUGCAACGACUUCAACCACAGAUGACCUAACAACAACCACAAUCGAACCAACAACCACAACUGCAGCAAUAACAACCACGAUUGAACCAACAACAACCACAGUUGAGGCAACAACUUCAACCACUAUUGAACCAACAACCACAACAGAGGCAACAACUUCAACCACAAUCGAGCCAACAACCACAACAGAGGCAACAACUUCAACCACAAUCGAGCCAACAACCACAAGUGAACCAACAACAACCACUAUUGAACCAACAACCACAAUCGAGGCAACAAUUUCAACCACAAUUGAACCAACAACCACAACUGAACCAACAACAACCACAACAACCACAAAUGAACCAACAACAACCACUAUCGAACCAACAACCACAAUAGAGGCAACAACUUCAACCAUAAUCGAGCCAACAACCACAAGUGAACCAACAACAACCACUAUUGAACCAACAACCACAAUUGAAGCAACGACUUCAACCACAAUCGAACCAACAACAACCACAAUGGAGGCAACAAGUUCAACCACAAAUGAACCAACAACAACCACUUUUCAACCAACAACCACUAUUGAGGCAAUGACUUCAACCACAAUCGAACCAACAACCACAACUGAACCAACAACAACCACAGUUGAGGCAACAACUUCAACCACAAUUGAACCAACAACCACAGCUGAGGCAACAACAACCACAAAUGAACCAACAACAACCACUAUUGAACCAACAACCACAAUAGAGGCAACAACUUCAACCAUAAUCGAGCCAACAACCACAGGUGAACCAACAACAACCACUAUUGAACCAACAACCACAAUUGAAGCAACAACUUCAACCACAAACAAACCAACAACCACAACUGACGCCAUGACAACCACAAUUGAGGCAUUAACUUCAACUACAACUGAACCAACAACAAUCACUAUCGAACCAACAACCACAAUAGAGGCAACAACAACCACGAUUGAGGCACCUACUUCAACCACAACUGAACUAACAACAACCACAAUGGAGGCAACAAGUUCAACCACAAAUGAAACAACAACAACCACUAUUCAACCAACAACCACAAUUGAGGCAACAACUUCAACCACAAUCGAACCAACAACCACAACUGAACCAACAACAACCACAGUUGAGGCAACAACUUCAACCACAAUCGAACCAACGGCCGAGGCAACAACAACCACAAUUGAGGCAACUACUUCGACCACAAAUACACCAACAUCGACUGCAAAUGAACCAACAACAACCACAAUUGAACCAACAACCACAACUAAGGCAAUAACUUCAACCGCAAUUGAACCAACAACCACAACUGAACCAACAACAACCACAGUUGAGGCAACAACUUUAACCACAGAUGACCCAACAACAACAAUUGAACCAUCAACCACAACUGAGGCAACAGCAACAGCAACAACAACUGAGGUAACAACUUCAACCACAAAUGAACCAACAACCACAAUUGAGGCAACAACAACCACAAUUGAGGCAACUACUUCAACCACAAGGGAACCAAUAACAACAACCACAAUAGAGGCAACACCUUCAACCACAAAUGAACCAACAACAACCACUAUCAAGCCAACAACCACAACUGAGGCAACAACAACCACAAUUGAGGCAACAACUUCAACAAAAAUUGAACCAACAACCUCAACUGAGGCCAUGACAACCACAAUUGAGGCAACAACUUCAACAACAAUUGAACCAACAACCUCAACUGAGGCCAUGACAACCACAAUUGAGGCAACAACUUUAAUCACAGAUGACCCAACAACUACUACAAUCGAACCAACAACCACAACUGAAGUGACAACCACAAUUCUGUCAACAUCUUCAACCACAAUUGAACCAACAACCACAACGGAGGCAACAACUUCAACCACAGAUGAACCAACAACAGCUACAAACAAACCAACAACAACCACAAUGCAGGCUACAACUACACCUCGUCCGGCUCCUAUUAUUGCAUUUCAGGCUGUUAUUGUCAUAGUAUUUACGCCAGCUCUUAACAAUGUUAGCAGCCCAGAGUUCCAGCAGCAAGCAGCAGAGGUUGAAAGUGCACUUGAUGGGAUCUAUAAAGUUCAAUAUGGUCCAUCGUUUGUGCGGACUAUAGUUAAAGCAUUCAAAUCCGUUUCUAGAAACCGAAUGGACAAUGUUGAGGCAGAUGUUGAACUUGUGUUCAAUGCAGCGUCAACAGAACCUCUUCCACAAAGCACUGAUGUAGUGAACACUUUGGUUACCGCCGUGAACAACUCCAAUUCAGGCUUUAAUCUGACUGUGCUUCCUGACUCAAUUGUUGUUGCAAGUGCACCUAGCUCAACGAGCAUUCCCCAAUUCCGCACCAGUGAAACAUUUACUACUGAUCUUUCCGUUUCCUCUUCUGAUGCCUUCCAGAACAGAUCUUCACUCAUCAAAAGCGAGCUUGAGCCCUUUUUCAUUGAAGACUUCCAACCAAAUUUCAUCAGCCUCACACCAAGAAGCUUCAGCAAUGGAUCAAUUAUUCACGCAACAGACAUUACCGUGACUGCCAAUGCCACAUUCCCAAGUGACACACAGAUUAUAGGCACCCUGACUAGAGCAGCCUUGAGUGGAGCAUUGUCAUUUACCAUUACCUCCAUCAAUGGCACAGAUGUACCAACACAAUCAACUACAACUGGUCCAGCACAAUCAACUACAACUGGAACAACACAAUCGACCACAACUGGGUCAACACAAUCAACCACAACUGGGUCAACACAAUCAACUACAACUGGGUCAACACAAUCAACUACAACUGGAACAACACAAUCAACCACACCAACACAAUCAACCACAACUGGUUCAACACAAUCAACUACAACUGGAGCAACACAAGCAACUACAACUGGAGCAACACAAUCAACUACAACUGGAACAACACAAUCAACCACACCAACACAAUCAACCACAACUGGUCCAGCACAAUCAACUACAACUGGAACAACACAAUCAACCACACCAACACAAUCAACCACAACUGGUUCAACACAAUCAACUACAACUGGAGCAACACAAUCAACUACAACUGGAACAACACAAUCAACCACACCAACACAAUCAACCACAACUGGUCCAGCACAAUCAACUACAACUGGAACAACACAAUCAACCACACCAACACAAUCAACCACAACUGGGUCAACACAAUCUACUACAACUGGAACAACACAAUCAACUACAACUGGAACAACACAAUCAACCACACCAACACAAUCUUCCACAACUGGAACAACGCAAUCAACCACACCAACACAAUCUUCCACAACUGGAACAACACAAUCAACCACACCAACACAAUCUUCCACAACUGGAACAACACAAUCAACUGCAACUGUAGCAACACAAUUAACUACAACUGGACUAAAACAAUCAACUACAACAGGAACUACACAAUCAACCACAACUGGAGUCACACAAUCAACCACAACUGGAACAACACAAUCAACUACAUCUGGACCAACACAAUCAACCACAACUACCGUACCUCUUACCACAACUACGAUAACCCAAGCCCCUUCUACAGCUAUGACAACCCAAGCCCCUACAACAACCCAAGCCCCUACUACUACUAUGACAACCCAAGCCCCUACAACAACAACCCAUGCCCCCAUCACAACUACAACCACUACAACAACUACAACAACAACAACCACCCAAGCCCCUACUACAACAACAACAACAACCCAAGCCCCUACCACCACCACCACAACAACAACCACAACAACAACAACAACAACAACAACCCAAGCCCCUACUACUAGAACAACAACAACAACAACACAAGCCCCUACCACAACUACUACUAUUGCGUUUCAGGCUGUUAUUGUCAUAGUAUUCACGGAGGCUCUUAACAACCCACAGAGUACAGAGUUCCAGCAGCAAGCAGCAGUAGUUCAAACUGCAUGUGAUGUGAUCUAUAGUGCAGAGUACGGUUCAUUGUUUGUGCGGACUAUUGUUAUAGCGUUCAGGCUGUCUUCUCGUAACCGAAUGGACAACGUUGAGACAGAUGUUGAACUAGUGUUCAAUGCGGAUUCAACACAACCCCUCCCUGAAAGUUCCAAUGUGGUUCAAACCCUGGUUACCGCCGUGAGCAACUCCAGUUCAGGCUUUAAUCUGACUGUGGUUCCCGGCUCCAUUGUUGUCACAAGUCGGUCAAAGGGCAUUCCUCAAUUCCGCACCAAUGAAACAUUUACUGCUGAUCUUUCAGUUACCUCCUCUGCUGCCUUCCAGAACAGAUCUACACUCAUUAAAAGAGAGCUUGAGCCCUUUUUUAUUGAAGACUUCCAACCAGAUUUCAUCAGCCUCACACCAUCAGGCUUCAGAAAUGGCUCAAUUAUCCAUUCGACAGACAUUACUGUGACUGGCAAUGCCACAUUCCCCAAUGACAUACAGAUUAUAGCCACUUUGACUAGAGCUGCGUUGAGUGGAAAUUUGUCAUUUACCAUCAUCUCCAUCAACGGCACAGCGGUGUCUGCUGGUGAAGUCAGCAGCAGUGUUAACCUCCUGAGUGCCUGUGGACUCACCCUCAUAUCGCUCCUUGUGGCUCGGCCCUGAUAGACUCGGAGAUCUUACCACCUACCCUGGUGGUAUCACUCUCACAUCCUGCUUGUAUUUCUUCAUGUGUACGUGCUGGUGUGUUACAUUGUGAGAUUGUAAGAUUUACCUGGGAAUAUUCCACUAUAUUCCAAUAUAUACACCUAGAUGAGCUGAAUGUUUUAUAUCUGGUAUUUUGUGGUGAGGAACACACAUGUUUAGUCGAGUAAUAAAUCAAAGUUGCCUUAGAAUAAGCAAAUCAUAGUGUUUUGUGUGUCCCACUUCUGAUAACACAACAAGUAAGUUACUAAAACAUUUGAAAGUUUAGAGAUUAAUUCACAACAAAGCAAGAUACAACCAGGCUUAGGUUCAAAUAUCUAAAGCUAAGCAUAUGGAUAUGCUAUUUGGCAAUUUGAGAAAUGUUUUUUUAUGUUGGCGAGCAGUGUCUACAUUUAUGUAUAAUAGUAAUUGCUGUAUAUAUUGUUAUAUUCUAUAUUGUUGAAACGUUGUUUAAGAUUUGUUUUUCACUCAUGAGCAUAUUCAUCAAUGCUUCCCAAAAAAAGAAGGAUUUGUGUUCCUCUGGAAUACCCUACAGAUGCUUGAGACUCAUGAAUACAAAACUCAUCUGGACUAUUUAUUAUUUAUUUAACAUUAUUUUAUUGUUUCUGUUUUUUUUCUUCUACCUACUCUACAUUCUGUAAACAAUUACCACCAACAUUGUUGUGUGGCAAUGUAUCUAUCUAUAUCUAUCUUCUAAUACAAUCCAACUUUAAUUAGAUAAUAAUAUAACUAUUUAUUUUAAACUGUUGAUUGAUUAGUUCAGUUUGUUAUUGUCUAAAUAUUGUUUUUUUAUCACAUGGCUAUACUUUUUUGAAACUUACAGUAGCAUCACUGCAUUGUGUGUGCCUCGUGUAAUAAAAUAUAAUUACAAUACUCUAAUAUGUAAUGCUGUGCAAGUACAGUUAAAUAACAAAGGUUAACGAUAAUUCGGUGUUCUCUCAUUCAUGCUUGUGGUACUUCUCAUCGUGAUAGUCUACAAAUAACACUUCUCAUAGUCAUUCGCUAUCCCACUGAGAUUGGUAGGUAGGCUAUUAUAAGAACCAUUUGGAGAGCUGUGAUGGCAAAUAAAUGUGUUUCCACUGAUUAUUUGAAUAGGACAUUUUUUUGAACACACAAUUUUUCAUGAAAACACAUUUUUUUCUGAUUCCAUGUGUCUAGCACAUUGUCUUGCGACCUUUAGCAUAUCAUUACAUCAAUAUUUGGGGUAUGAAUAACCAGGGGUAUGAAUAAUUGUGUUUCUUAACUCCCUCCAUCUCACAAUUUUUCAUACCCUUGGUUUUAUGUAAGGGAUAAUCAACGACGCACCGUGUGUUUACUAGGAAAAAAAUGCACGUUCGAAGUGGUAAUAAGGUCCCGACACUGCAGGCGGAGGGGCCUUUACACUUCUAUAACUGCAUUAUUUUAGAUAGAUAGAUAGAUGGAUAGAUAUAUUCCUGAAAUGUGUUAUUUUGCCAUGUGCUGUAAUCCUACACUCUCCGUGUGCUGUCCAACUCACCUUUUGAAUCAGCAUUACAGUAAGUGCUCUCCCACAGCAUGUUAGCUGCUGUCCUCCUCUUCUCCAACAGCUCUACCUUUCUGUGUCUUGCUGCUUCCGCUGCCAGCAGCACUGGUUGAAGCCUGGAGAUAAUGGAAAUAAAAGCCCCUUUCAGACAUGCAAUGGACUCAUGGACUAGCCUGGGUGCUCCCAUCCUGCCUUGCGCGGUGAUUCAAUCACGCAGAAACUGGAAAACUGGAAAACUAACACCCAAAUUUUCGCCUGAUGUUGGUGACCAAUCAAAGAACAGGGGAGAAAGCAAGACCAUGAUGAGCUAUGCACAGACGCAUUUGAUAAGACAUCCGUGGUGCCCAAUGAACGGAUCUGGGCAUUUUUUUCAAAUACGAGAAAAUGAACGUCUGGUUGUCAGACCACGUCUCAUUUGAGAAGUGGUAGGCACUAGCCAGGCUACUCAUGGACAUGAACCGGGCAUCAAACGGACAGAUGUGAACAUAAUGUCUGUCCGAAUUAUUUUACCUUGGAAUCACCCAGGUCUGACACUACCAGAUGCCUAGUACAGAGCAUAUAUCUGAAGACAGAUGGUGAAAGCUCUGGUAAAUUCACACCUAGUGAGGGAGUUUGGUGAUAAUGUGUGAAACUGAUGGUGUCCCCUUGACUUAAUUGUAGUUUAUGACUGUCAUCAUCAAUUUUUUGUUCAUGACAGACUGGCACUAAUUUGCAAACACAGUAAGUUCCCAUGAACAACCAUUGUAACCUACUGCUCAUCCUGUGUGUUCUAUGCACCAGUACCAAUAAUUGUGGCACUAGUGUACUUGAUCAAACAUAAUGUAUUUCUUUAUGAGAUAUUUUUGUUUCUCAAAAUAAAUUUGUUCU
Sardina pilchardus (European sardine) is the source of this 9652-nucleotide messenger RNA. RefSeq names its product mucin-2-like. Lineage: Eukaryota; Metazoa; Chordata; Actinopteri; Clupeiformes; Clupeidae. The transcript is spliced from 15 exons. The coding region runs from base 202 to 7245 and encodes 2347 amino acids. The record is from RefSeq and is a predicted model, not a curated record.